AUGUCAACAGAAGCGGUUACGGAACGCGUCAGUACGCCGUCCAGCAUACCACCUUGCAGUACACCGGGCCCGGUGACGUCGACGCCAAGCCUCGUGACGACAGCGACGGCGACGCCGACCGCGGCGGUCACCGUCACGGCCGUCACGACGGUCGCCAGUGCGCCGAGCGGUGCGUGCGCGGUGUGCGGAGCGCCGAACGCGACCCGAACCGUUUCAAGAGCGCGCGCGGCACAUUAUGGACUACAAGAGGAGGCAGCAGGUGCGCGCGUAUGCGAGCCGUGCCACUGCCGCUGCGUGCGGUCGCGCUACACGCGCUGCCCCGUGCCCACGUGCCCGGGCCCGCGCGUGCGCGCCAAGCGCCUGCGCCACCUGCCGCCGCGCUGGCACGACCUCAGCCCCGCGCUCAAGCGGCCAUUGUUGGAGGAGCUACAAAUACCAAGCGAGCUCAGCAAAUGCUGCCUGGCGUGUUUCAAGCGGAUCACCCGGCGGUUAGAAUCUGCGGGCGAAAGCGCAGAGCCUUCCGAGGAGGAGGUGUCCCGCUUCCGAGCGCUCCUGAGGGAACACGGGACCGCUUGGGAGCGCGCCGGAGCGGCCGCCGGGAGGUCGCCGGCAGCGCUGAAGGCCUUCUACUUCACCUACAGAAAAAAGUACCAACUCGAGACAUGCCUAGCGGGGGCCGCAGCGGAACGCCUCUCAACCGCUCGGAGUUCCUCCGACGAGACCGGUGGCAGUUCCGCCGACUCGGAGGGCGCGGGCCCCGGCGGCGCCCCGCCCGCGCCCGCGCCGCCGCUGCCGGGGCCCCGGACGGACGCCGCCGCGCCCCGGAGGCCGAGGAGGGACGAGUACGACUCGUCGGCGACGGAAACCGCUGAUGAGGAGAAUGACGCGCCUAGUGCUAAGAUCCUCCCUCCCACAUCUCUCCCCCCAGUAUCGUCGGCGCCCCCUUCCACGCCUUGCAGCGUGGCCCCCGCCGCCACGGGGCCCACGGGGCCCGCGGGGCCCAACGGGGGCGCCGGGGCGCUGCGCAACGGGCCCCACGCCGCGCCGCUCACGGUGCGAGACGUGGUGCUGAAUAUGAUCGAGAUUAGCUUGACGAAGAACAAGCAACCGGCGCCCGCGCAGAAACCUAACCAGUUGAAAGUAAGCUCAACGACCGGCGGUCGGGAAACAUUAGCUACCCUCAGCGUAGUGAACAGUUCUCACCAGCGCACGUCACCGCGGUCACCUCACAGACCUGCCACCAUCACGCCGCUGGCACAGCCGCAGCAGUCGCAGCAGCAGCAGCAGCCGCAGCAACAGCAGCAGCAGCAGCAGCAACAGCAGCAGAAGGACGGAGUGGUGGUGCUACACAUAGAGCCGCGAGCGGAGCCGCUGUUAGAUUUAAGCGUCAAGCGGCCACGACACGAAUUAGCCUUUCCACAUCCCAAUAAGCCUCCGUACCGCAACUCAAAUGAGUACCAACCCGCGUACCGCCAAGCGGAGCGGGAAUCGCCCGCGCCAUACAACAGCUCGGCCAAGGGCUCUCCCGCGCCCGCGCGGCCCGCGGCCAAGACCGCCGCCAACCCCAAGGUACUACUAUACCAACACUUGUAG
Ostrinia furnacalis (Asian corn borer) is the source of this 1593-nucleotide messenger RNA. Its product is annotated as RNA polymerase II degradation factor 1-like. NCBI's taxonomy places the organism in Eukaryota, Metazoa, Arthropoda, Insecta, Lepidoptera, Crambidae. Gene Ontology annotation, cellular component: chromatin. Gene Ontology annotation, biological process: regulation of transcription by RNA polymerase II. The record is from RefSeq and is a predicted model, not a curated record. Bases 1 to 1593 code for a protein of 530 amino acids. The transcript is spliced from 9 exons.